Closterium sp. Naga37s-1 is the source of this 1467-nucleotide messenger RNA. NCBI's taxonomy places the organism in Eukaryota, Viridiplantae, Streptophyta, Zygnematophyceae, Desmidiales, Closteriaceae. The record is from the annotation of a GenBank genome assembly.
AUGGCGGUCGACCGAAACGCCGCCGAAGCGGCGCCGACCUCGCGGGACUUCCCCCUGUAUCUUGACAUCGGUAGAGGACUCACUGCCAAGUUCGAGGAACACGACUACGCCGUUCUCACAAACCAUAGCCUAGAGUUUAAUGCCCGCUGCUUGGGACUCGGCCUCAACGUCGUGAUCAUUCUGUACCCCGGUGAUUUGUUGAAGGCAUCAGGGCAGAAGAUCAGGACAUCGAUCAGGCACGCCGACCCGCAGACAGUGAAGGAAUGGCACCGCGACGAGGCGAUCCGCGUGCUGAAGUUUUUCCGGGAGGCGGUUCUGGCCGAGCUGCGGCGCGAUGGUAGGAAAUGGGAGUGGGCGAAGCCGUCCGAAGAAGAGGUGCAGGAGAGGCUCGCCGACUGCGAUCGCCCCCUUCGAGAUAAAGUGGCCAACGCCGUCCGGGACGGGGACGCUGGCUUCGGUCUGCUAGCAAUGAGCGCGCUGCUUUGGGCUGUGAGGCGGAUGGAUCUCCUGACAGGCGGCCUUCGUCGCAGUGUCACCAGCAUGGACAAGGUCAACGUUUCGGGGUUGAAGAAGCUGCGGACUGAUAUGGUGGCCUGGAUCAAGAAGCUAGUAGCGCGCAAACGGGCGGGCCAGGUCGGAGUUGCUGCCGACGCCUGUGACGACGACGGCGAGGAGGUCCAUUCAGCAUUCCAAGCAGUCGGUGUCGCCCGCACCGUCGCUGAUGCGCGUGGGACCACGAUAGGAAAGCCGGGAGGCGGCGUCGACGAGGAUGAUGGGGAGGCUGGAAAGGGGGUAACUGGUACCGAGGAGAAGCACCAGGACGAGGAUCGUGAUGAGGAUCAUGAGGAGGAGGGGGGCUCGGAGGAGGAUCGUGAGGAGGGUCGUUUGGAGUCGGAGUCGGAGUCGGAGUCGGAGUCGGAAGGGGAGGAGGAGGAAGAGGAGCAGGGGAAGCAGGAGGAGGUGGAGCAUAAGGAGCAGGAGCAGGAGAAGCAGCUAGAGGGGGAGCAGGAGGAAGAGGUGGAGUUGGAGGUGGAGGAACAGGAAGAACUGGAGGUGGAGUCUGUAGCUGCUGGAGCGGCGGAAACGGGUGAAAGGUCGGCGGACGUUGAGAACGAGGAAGGGGAGGGGAAGAGUGCGAUGUCAGCAGAUCUCGAAAAGGAGAAAGAGGAGGUCGGCGUGGAGGCGGCUCACGGGGGGAGUGGGAAUGUCGUGGUCGGCGAUCGGGAGGGAGGUGUAGACCUGGAGGCCGUAGAAGAAGGGGAUAACGCCGCGGCCACGAAGCAGACGGGCGUGGAAGUGACUCACGGGGGGGAGCGGUCUAGGAGGAAGAAGGCGGCGAGCGGUCACCCCGGUUCUACCGCAGCUAGUCGGCAGGCGCGGCUGGACAUCGUCGAGCAGCUGCGAGAGGAGAACAGGCGACUGCGGGCCGACAAUGCACGACUGGAACGGCGGCUCGGCGCAACGUAG